UUUAAUAAAAUCUCUCUCUCUUCUUGUUAGAGUAUGAGGGGUGAAAGUGCAGGGGUCAGAAUUUUGAUCCUUACUUGAAAUUCUGUCGAGGCCAGAUUGCAAAAAUGUGUUUACACGUGGACUGUGUUUUGUCAGGAUUUGUUAUUUGAGUCUUCGUCUAUCAUUAUCUCUUAGUGGCGAACUCCAUUUGGUGUUGGUUUUCAUCGCGAAUUUUAGUCUUGUGCGGGUGCUAAAAGGAGGAUUUAUGGAGGAAGGAGAGAACAUAUCAGGAGCCAUUUAUGAAGAUGACAACUUAGAGGAUUUUGAAGAUGUUGAGAUGCUUGAUGUAGAAGAGGGAGAGCUUUUGGAGCAUGAUGCAAGCGCACAAACCAAUUUUGAGCAAAGCCAUGCUGAGGAUGUCAUUGUUGCAAAUGUGGAAUCUCAAAGUAAAAAUCGUCAGGCAAACAAGAAGAAGAAAAGGAAAAAGAAAAAGCGGAGUGGUGUAGGCCCAAAGUUUACAGACAUAAACAGAUUUGUUUCGGAUACAUGUAAGCAUCUGAAGGAGAGGAAAUCAUACAUGGUAUACACUGCUGUAUGUUGCCUGGGGGUUUCUGCACUCAGUGAUCUCAUUAAAGAGGUGGAUGCCAUCCAGGCGUGUGGAGGGCAGAUGACUGCUGAUGGCAGACGUUCCAGGACAGGUGGUGGCAUAUUAUGGAGCAUCAUUAAAGCACGAGAACCAAGUGCCUAUAAAGAGAUAAUGAAGAAAACGAAGGAAUUUGAGAAGCAAUUCAGGCAACAAAACAACAGGCAAGCAGUAGAGCAAACCAAAGAAGAUUCCUCCCAAAGAGCAGAUUAUGCUCUGACCAACGGAGUCUCACCUAGUAUUCUGGCUGGUACUAAGAAUGUCCCUCGAAAUCAGCAGGAGCAGUCAAGUGUUGAAGGAACUCGCAAAUCUGUUCAUGAUAGGAUCAGGGUGCCUGUAUCUUAUGAUGAUCUGCUUUGAGAGGAUCUGGGAAUUGAGUCACUGUGAUUAUCGUAAAUAAAUUCUGGCUUUACCGCAUAGUCUAUUGAGGCUUGAAACUGAAUCUUCCCCAUCUGAGAAGAGGGUAUUGAGAAUAUUGGCCAUUACUAGAAAAUAACUCCACCAUUGAUAUUGAGCCUCCUGGUAUGCGAUUCUUGAGAUUCAAGUUAUGUCAUAUUAAGAACUUAUUAACUGUU
Molecule: messenger RNA, 1197 nt
Organism: Mangifera indica (mango)
Lineage: Eukaryota; Viridiplantae; Streptophyta; Magnoliopsida; Sapindales; Anacardiaceae
Exons: 5
Coding region: 245-982 (245 amino acids)
Biological process (GO): snRNA export from nucleus
Source: RefSeq, a predicted model, not a curated record